CGGAGAUGGUACCCAGAUACUUUGUCUAGUUGCUGAUGCUCAUCAGCCAGGUUGCGCAAUUAGCGAUCCGCCACUGGCCCAGGCUACACCAGAAUCAUCAUUUAUUGCGACAAGUUUGCAAGUCCCAUCCUUCACUUUGUCGUUGGUUUACCGGAAAAAAAAGUUCAGCUUCGUGGGGGUGAAGAUGUAGAGUUCUCACUAAAGAGCUGAAAGCUGGUAUAUCUGGGAUUGCGGCAGCGUGAAAUUUGAGAGUAUGUUUGUUGUAUAGUGGAUCGUGGGUGGUGUACAGCAGGACAUGAAUUUUGAGUAGGUAUUUCGGGGGGUUUUGUUUAUUUUGUCGUCGUUGUUGUUUGAAGGAUUUAGAGAAGGGCUGUGGAGAGAAGUAGAAGUUUGACGUGGGUCGAGGGAGCGAUGGCGCUCUCUUUGCCUCGGUGUGCUCCCCCUCACCCCCCACACCAGCUUGCCAGCAUCCGGCAACAAAGGCUGUCCACGCACCGGUUGCGAAGAGCAGCUCGUGCCAAGCACGGUUCAACAGAGAGCAGUUCAACGGUGCAAGUGGCUUCAACUGAUCAUAUCAAAUUCCCGAGUACGGAGCCAUGUUGUCAAAUUGCUUCGUUAGUCAUGGUACCAAGGAUGCCUGCGCGGCGGCCAUCUCGGCUGCGAGUCAAGAAGGGUAGGGAAGACAAGAUAGACUCGACAGACAUGGAGGCAGCGGAGUGGGUGAGUAGGACUCUACCCAACAAUGGAGUGGUAGAAGUUGAUCCGCUGACAAUAUCAGAGCAGAUUAGGCUCGCUGAUAGAACCGGGUCCACGAGCGCUCAAAAUCUUGUGGCAGAACCCACUACUACCUCUUCAGAGAUCUCUGGAUAUUAUACUCCCACUGGUGGAUUUCUUAGGGUGCCUUUCGGAGUUCCCCUAGCUGCAGGUUCUGCUAUUGUUUUGGCUGCUAUGGCGGUUUUGGUUCAUUCUUUAAGCAGACAAAAUUCUGGAGCCGGUGCCACCUCGAACCAGUCUGAGUUGGAAGGCAAGCUCUCGAGUGGCAGCUUUGCCGGUGAAUCCAUUAAACCUUUUACUGGACAUCCCGCUACUGACGAUCAAUCCAGAGGUUCUCGUGCUCUCAAGGCACCACAUUCUCUGACGGAAGAUAUGAAACUACCAGCGGAGGUGUUGGCAAACACAGCAGGAUUGUCAGCUGGAGCGGCAAUUGUAACAACCUUCGACCUGCAACCCGGAUCGGUAAGGAGAAAGCUUAAUCACUCCUCAAUGCCUUUGCCCCCGAGCCUUUCGAAUGCGGGGCCAAAACAUGAUACGGAGCGCCGUAGUGAACAAUCUCAGGCCUCAGUCUGGGCAGCUGCUACUCCUUUCUUUCCUCCAACCAACUCUCAAGUCCCUUCUUCAACUCCGAAUCCUGUCUCGAGUUGGCCAGAAGCAAAAUACAAGUCAGUUAUCCCGUUUUUUCCUUCAGAUCGGGUAGCAACAACAUCCAGACACCAGAAUAGAUCUUCACUGGAGAGCGUCGCUCCUUUCUUUCCUGAUGAGGACGGCAAUAAACGGAGAAAUAGAAGUUCUUCGACAAAUGCUACCCCUUUUGAUCCGAAGGAGCAGAGCAAUGAGAGUCAUGACCGCGGUUUGUUGGAAAAUAUUACUCCAUUCUUUGCCGACGAGCAGCACAGCAAUCGCGAGAGUAUACCUGCCAUGGAGGCUGUUACUCCGUUCUUCCCAGAUGAGCGGGUUGAUGAACAUCGGAAUAAUUCUAUGUUGGAAACUGUCACUCCUUUCUUUGCCUAUGAACAUGGCGGAGCUUCAGCAGGCUCACCACAUUCAAAGACCAGUUUCAAGUAUGAAAAUGUAACACCAUUUUUCCCGGACGAUAGAGUUGAAAGAUCAAGCAAUAUCGAGCAGCCGUCUAGCAGGCCUCAUUACAGUGGGUCAAAAACUUCACAAUUCAAGGAAGGAUUUGGCAGCUGGGAUGGAGAAAGCAAUGGGGAAUCGAGAGAUUCUUUGGCUGAGGCUAUGUCGCCUGACUCAGUUUCAAAUGGUGGUUCUAUUUCGUCUGAGGGUAAACAAGUAUUGGCUGAAAUGGCGAACAGGGUAUGGGCUGACGACAGACACAGAGAAUUCAUCGAAGGCACAAUGAAGAGGUCAGCCUCAGAGAGGAGCGACGAUGUUGUGUCACUGGAAGGAGAAGAAGCCCUUUCCUUGGAACAGGGGUUCGUUCCAGAAGUCAAGGUGGAAAUUAAGUUGUCACCUGAGGAGCUCGCAAUUUUAGAGGAGAGGAAGGCUGAAGAAGAGAGGGAGAAUGCAAAGUAUCGAGCACUGCAGGCUGCCAUCCCAGCUGUUGCCAUCGGAGCGGGUGCUUUAGGUUCUCUUGCUGGAGUGGAUGGAGCGUUUCAAAUGGUGGGUCUCACCGCGACUGCCAGCUUCAUCUCAUAUGAUUUAAUAUGGGCAAACAAAAGGAAAGUGCUUCUGGAGGAGCUGUCUAGGAUCACCGACCACAAAGGAUUCCUGAGAUGGCUUCAAAAGCGGAAGAUUGUGAAGACCAAUUGCUGAAACACUGACCAUGCCAAGAGAAAGCGUUUCCCUGCAACACCUUUUACGAAACAGGAAUUUUUGGAUUACGUAUCAAAAAAUGUGGCUGAUUACUAAACCUUGGUUUGAAAUGAUGCAUCUGGUUUUAGUUUGCAGAAAGAGUGUAUAUUACAGAGGUCAACCAUGCAACCACAGAGGUGUAAUAGAGAGUAUUGAUUUUGUUUUGCGCUGAGAAUUUCUGAAAGCUGGGAAGUGUGCUACAGUAAAUGUGAAACUUGAGUCGAGACCCAGUUGGAGUGUAGUCCCAACUUGGGUGGAAUUUCUGAGGCAACGGCCAUGUAUUAUACUGUGUGAUUUACGAUCUGGUACGAAUAUAAUGGAUUGUGGAAUUCAAAGCAUAAACGUUUUGGUGCA
Messenger RNA from Physcomitrium patens, 2943 nucleotides. The record is from RefSeq and is a predicted model, not a curated record. NCBI's taxonomy places the organism in Eukaryota, Viridiplantae, Streptophyta, Bryopsida, Funariales, Funariaceae.